Penicillium nucicola is the source of this 726-nucleotide messenger RNA. Its product is annotated as pectate lyase. Gene Ontology annotation, cellular component: extracellular region. Lineage: Eukaryota; Fungi; Ascomycota; Eurotiomycetes; Eurotiales; Aspergillaceae. Gene Ontology annotation, biological process: pectin catabolic process. The record is from RefSeq and is a predicted model, not a curated record. Gene Ontology annotation, molecular function: pectate lyase activity. The coding region runs from base 1 to 726 and encodes 241 amino acids. The transcript has 3 exons.
AUGCAUUCCAGCGCUAUCCUCCUCGGUCUCAUUGGACUUGCCAAUGCCCAGAGUCUUAACAUUCCCUCGCGUGUGGGUAGCAUUAUCUCGCUGCCUUCUCCCAGUGUGAUCUCGGGCAGUGUUGAUCUGGGUAACCACGAAUACGAUCGUGGCCGAGCCUGCGACAAUGAUGAUGACACUGGAUCCGACAACGCCGUGUUCGUCUUGCAAGAUGGAGCAUCGCUGAGCAAUGUGAUCAUCGGAAAGAACCAACUCGAGGGCAUCCAUUGCAAGGGAUCUUGCACCCUGACCAACGUGUGGUUCCGUGACGUGUGCGAGGACGCCAUUUCCAUCCUGGGAACUGGAAAUGCACUCAUUAAGGGUGGAGGUGCCCAAGAGGCCAAAGACAAGGUCGUGCAGCACAACGGCAAGGGAACCGUCACCAUUGAUGGAUUCACCGUCGUCAACGCAGGCAAGCUGUACCGCUCGUGCGGCAACUGCAGCAGCAACAAGAGCAAGAGUCCUCGCAAUGUGGUGAUCAAGAACGUCAAGGCCAAGGGCGUGGAUACCUUGGUUGGAAUCAAUUCAAACUACGGCGAUACUUCCAGUGUCAGCAACACUUGUGGCUCCAGCGUCAAGCAUGUGUGCCAGGAGUUUGAGGGUGUCGACAAGUCUGCUGGAAAGGAGAGCCCUAAGCUGAGCUCGACUGCUUCUUGCAAGGGGCAGUCGUCUCUUUCUUCUUGCUAA